This is a messenger RNA of Mya arenaria, 4726 nucleotides long. RefSeq lists its product as uncharacterized. NCBI's taxonomy places the organism in Eukaryota, Metazoa, Mollusca, Bivalvia, Myida, Myidae. Bases 464 to 3556 code for a protein of 1030 amino acids. The transcript has 2 exons. The record is from RefSeq and is a predicted model, not a curated record. Gene Ontology annotation, molecular function: protein binding.
UGCAACGUUUUCAGCUAACCCAAACACAAAACGUGAACUAUACUAUAUGUGUGUUGCCUAUUACCCAUACAUACAUGCUGUGGAUUGAAAAUGACCACAAGAGCCAUGCCAGUAGAGCAUAGGCCCUCAUGGGCCUCUUGUUAAAAAUAAACGUAAACUAGUUGGUUUAAAAAUCCCGCCGUCAGAUAUCGACAUCCACAUUCAUCACAGAGCAAAACGAAAGUACACUACAUGUAUUUUCUGAAAACGAAGAAUAUAGAACAUUUAAGACAACAUGUGAGUAACGUUAUUGUAUCUGCUUUUCAAGUUUUGUGUAUUCAUAUUCAUUCGGUUUAAUUGACAAAGGAAUAACGUACCGGACUCUUGAUGGUAGUAUGGUGUUUAUUGGAUUCCGACAUAGUACCUUAAGAUAACUGGUACAAGGGAAGUGAUUUUGAUAAUUGGACAAGAAACGGUUCAAGCAAUGGAAGGACUGAAGAAAUUGAAGGAAGACCUUGCUCGUUUUCCUUCUUUGUUUGACUGCGAAGGUGAUAUAGAAAAGGCUGUUCAUAACAAAAAAUCCAACAUUUUAAAUGUAACUGAAAGACUCGAGCUCGAGUUAGCGGAUGAAAAUGACAUGUAUAGUAAAACUAUAUUUUGUCGCACUCAUAAUUUGCUGACAUUUCUCUAUGUUCUACUUGAGAACUAUGAAAAGGCGAUUGAACAUCUCCGUGAGAGUGAAAAAGUGGAAUUAAGCCUUAUUACAAUCACGAAUCGAGCUUACAUGAAUUUGAAACGUCAGGAAAACCUACAGUGCAUUAAAGAUGACAUACGAAAACUAGAAAACUAUAACGAAAUGAAAGAAAUGGUUCUGGUUGCAAAUGCGGAAAUUGGGCAUGCAUUAACAAGAUUUGGAGUGCAACUCUACGAAAAAGCAGUAGCGAUUUUUUCUAGAGUGUUAAAGGAAGCACAGACCUUGCAAACUGAACCCUGCUGUCUUAGAUGGAAGGAAAACGUAUGUGUCUGGACAUUCAGCUUAGCGAUGACAAAGAAAAGAAUGGCACAUCUGACAAAUAACGUGGAAGCAUGCAAGCUCUCUGUAGAGAACUAUAAAGAAAUUUUCAAUCUUUACCAGAACAUCGUAAAUACAGAUGGAGCCACAGAGAGUGCUUACCUUAAAACAAUUAAAGGUCGUGCUUUAGCAGAAAUUGGACUUCUAGCGCAUAGUGUCGAAAGAAAUAAAUCAGUUUUCAAAAGAGGACUAAAAGACUUUUUUCCAACAAAAAAGCUGUCGUCUGUUAAUUUUAUAAACAGGGCUGUUGAUCUAAGCAAAUUCGAUGCGUUUGUCUUACAGAGAUGCGGAAAAUAUUAUCGAUAUAUCAGUUCUCAACAAGUCGGAUAUUUGCAUAAAUCCAUAGACCUCUUGCAACAAGCAGUUGACAUUAAGCCGACAAGCUUUGCUUACCAUCACCUAGCACUGUCAUUAAAACGUCAGCUUGAGAUGGAGAGUUAUAGGCCUGGUUCAGCCAUACGCACGAAAAAUGAUCAUGUGAGGCAACUAGAUUUUGAAACAACACAUGGUCAAAGUCUAGAAACUGCACCUUCUUACCCACAAGGAACGUUCGGAAAGACUUAUGAUUCUGGUUUUGAGUCCAAUUCUAGAGAUAACCCGUUUUGCCAUUUUAAAGAAAAAAAUAGUGCACAACAAAGCGGUACGGAAACCACAAACUCAAAUAAACAAGGUGCUUCGGCAAUGAGUUAUGAGUCUGGUUACUUUUCUCUGCCGUCCGAAUUUAGAAAUAUGUCUUUAGAGUCACCUGGGUCCAAUUCCAGAGUCAGUCCGCGUUGUUCGUUUGAAGAAAAAACGAAUACGCCACAAAGCAGCAUAGGUCAUCAAACACUAAGAAAUGAAACAUUUGAUAGACAUGAUUCACAGAGUAGAAUGGUUUUUGAUGGUCUUCACGGUGAACACUUUAGCAGGUCGUCUACGCGGAAAAAUUCAGCCCAGCACGGAAUGCGAAAACAACAGUUUGGUAGAUAUCCUGAUCAUAAUUAUGAAUAUCAAAAUUUGCCAUCUGAAAAAUAUGGCAGUUAUGCUAAACGAAACAACUUCCGUUGUAAUAGAGGGCAAAUAAACCAUAGUUACAACAGGAGUUUUUCUGAAGGCCAGCAAUACGGUCGUGGAAGAGGUUUUCCCUGCAAUUCGAGACAAGGAUAUUUUCGGGGUAGAUCAAUGGUUGAGAACUCUUCGUUCAACAAAACCUAUUUUGGACCACCAAGAGAGACAGUGCAUAUUAUGCAAAUGAUAAAAAGUCCAAAAAAGCCAAAACAUAUAAACCCGGAGGUAUUACCUGACCAGGCAGCCGAGAUUCAUAUCCUAUUGGACAAAGCUAUUGAAAUGGACAAUAUGGCAGCGCUCUACGACAAAGGAUUAUACCAUAGACAACUGGGUGACGCCAGCAAAGCUCUGGACGUAUUUAAGAAAUUGUUUUGCGACCAACGAUGUUCUUUGGUUCAGCUUUCAAAUUCAUACGAGCAAGCAGCACUUUGUAUCGCCGAAAUGUUAGAAUCAGCAGAUACGACAGACACAGAAAUGCUUAAGACAGAUAUGGUGCACUAUUUGAAAUACUGCGUAGAAAUUUCGUGCACGAUUGUUGCCAAAAUCCCCUGGCUUAAAGACUGUUGGGUAGCGGCACCGACACUCGAACAAUUCCUUGGAAGAAGGGGCAAAACAAAACAAACCCUAAAGGAUUUAUGUUUUCUUUACGAAAAAAUGGAAAACUACGAUGGCGCUAUUAAAAUUUUGAAUGAGUUGCGAACAAGUGUCCGAGAUGAAGGCGAGGAAAUUGAAGUAAUCGAUAAGUUGAUUAAAAACUAUUUCAAGAAAAAGGACUACAAUAGUGCCGCGCUUGCGUUUGACAUGAUCAUGUGUUUACCAGAUGGACACAGCAAAGUGAAUGGGAACUUGUACUUAAAGGUUCAUAUCGAGGGUGCGUUUGAUGCUUUGACAAAGGGUGAAACUGAAAUGGCUCGGCUAAGAUUGCGCAACGCUUUGGAUUUCAACCUGCAAUCAAAAUCCGUUCAUGGGGAACAAAAUGUGGAAGAUGAAUGCACAAGUGAUGGGUAUAACAUUUUCGUACUCUGCGAAACGGAGAAAAUAGAAUUGGGACUAUCUUUUAUAGGGAUUUUAGACAGCAUGGGUUUGUCUGUGACUUUGAAUGCAAUUGACGCUCUUCCGGGUAGGACAGAGUUGGAAGGUUUAGGUAUUGUUAUGAACUCUUCGAAGCAUUACAUAGCCUUGUUAAGUUCUGACCAACCUACUCCCGAAUUAAAACAUCGCUAUAGCAUGAUGCGGGGAGUUCUCGAAGAAAAGGAAUCUGGAAGCUUGAUUGUAAUUAAAACCAAUCCUGAUAUUCGAGUUCCGACGAUGUUCAAAGCAUCGCCUCAACUUACGUUGAACUUUGAAGAACUUAUGGAAGAACCUCAGAGUGUUAAUAUACAGGAAAUACUGUCUAAUGAUCCCAUGAGAGAUACAUUGAAAGACAUUCUCAUGACAUUGUCGGGAAAACCAUUAUGAGUGUCAAUUGCUUGAAGUAUGGUUUCGUUAUGAUAAAUUGCGAAGUUAAAUGCUAUAUUUUGAAUAGGAAUAUCGGACCAAUAUUAAUUGUACGUCAAAAAAUUCGGUUGGUUACCAUAUAUAAGGUCAUAUCAUCACCAACCAUUUAUUUUAUUGAAUGUUAUAUUUUAUGUUAUGUCUUUAGCCAUUGUCACCUUUCUUGUUGAGAAAUUGCUUACCACAGUUAACUAAAUUUGAUUAACCAUUUGCAUACACAUUUUUAUGCACCGAAGGUGGACAUUUUAUAAUCGCUUUGUCCGUCCGGUUUUUCGUGUCCGGUCUGUUUUUGUUUUUUUAGGAGAGGGAGUAAAAAUAACUUGGCAUUUGAGUUCGAUACGUAAAGACGACGUGUUGCGUGAAAUACACACGGAACUACUUCGAAGGUCACGCUCACACGUUCAGGUUUAUCAUUAUUUAAUGGUAUCCGUGUCCGAUCUGUAACUUUGUCAUGCAUGGAUGGAUUAUAAAAUUACCUGGGGCUGUGUUUGGUACAUCAAGACGAUGCGUCGCGUUGAAGACCGAGGUUCUUUCCUCAAAGUUCAAGGUCACACUUGAGUUUAAAUGUUUGGGCCGCUGCAUAUAUGCACAAAGUGUAUAGUUUGUCGUGUCCGGACUGUAACCUGAUCAGGCAUGGAAGGAUUUUAAAAUAACUGGUAAAGUUGGUUUGCCUGGGCUGUUACUUUGUCAUUGUUAUAUCUCAGGGUGUGAGAUGUCUAGUGGUUCAGGUGUCCGCCUCCUACCCAAGAGGUUGUUGGUUUGUGCCUCUCCGGGGGUUAUUUUUUCAUGGUAUCUCUAAAUUGACACCAGUACGGCUUUAUAUCCAGGGAAACAGACUCGAGCAUGAUUUUAUAAGAUAUGAGCUUUCGUCACAACCGAGCUCAAAUAAUUUAGUAUAAACUAACUGUUAUUCAUUGAUAUGCUCCUUACUUUACAAGAAACUGCAGUUUUCUUUAAGUUGAAGUUUAAUUAAUGAAAUAUUUCAAUAAAAGCCCAUAAGACACAGUCGUGUUUUGGAGCAGUGUUAGAAACUUACUCUACUUACGCAAAACUGCAUCUUCUGUAUUAAAUUUCAUUGCUAUAUCAUGAGAGUUUAAUCGUCGAUAAAUAAUAAAUGGUAUAAAACAAAUUAAU